AUGGCGCGAAUGGGAAAGCGGGCAACUCGAGUCGGGUGCGACGGCGAGUCGGCGCCGAGCACGGAUUUGGUUGACGCCGUUGAGAUCCAUCCACAUGAUAAGAUCGCUGCGUGGAGAGAGAAACUGAAGAAGGACUGGUUGUUCGACGCUCCUGAUGAGUUCUUUGCUAUACACAGCUUGGCGGCACAUCUCAACCACUCCAAUCCAUCUCGCGCGUUUGUUGAAGCGCUUAGCAUGGAGCUCACGGGUCCUUUUGAUGUGCUUUCGGCAGCGUGGACACAUCUUGACUUUCCUACUCACGAAUACCUUCACGGGCGAUGCUAUUACGACCCGCCCGAAGUGAUUACAGUCGCACGGAGCGACUCCAUGUCAUUUGGCUAUUUCAGGGAUGACCCAUCCGAUGUUCCGAAAUACGUCGUCAAAGGAAGAGAAUCCUCAGGAUCGUUCGACUUCGUCCACGAAUGCUUUGCCCACGUACUCUUUGACCGGUUGGAAGGAGCAACCAAGCCGCAUCCCCACCUCACAACCAUUCGAGCAUUCCUAACGACGCAAUACGGUUGUUGUGUGGCGCCGGCGAGUACUCCGAAGCACAAGCGACAGAAGACCUCGACCUCAUCACUUGCUAGUCGCGAGAGUUGCCAGUGUCGACGACGUGCAGAACAGGUGGCUCCGACAUUAAGCGGGCUUGGCAUCGUCGUUCCUGUUCAUGCCAUAUCCCGCAUUGGGUUUCGUGACCUCCCGGUGACACACAGCAAGUUGCGAAAGCUCCUGGAGGCGCCGACACGAGAUAAAGCUGUCGACGACCUCAUCACUCGGGCAACGAUUGCAUGCGACGAGUGUGACUUUGGGACAGCUCUGCAACUGGGCUUGGAUCUUUGGACUCAAGGCGCCAAGUUUGAAGUCGAGGCCGUUGCGCUUCUCGAGAGCGCUUACAUGAUGCUGCGUCGCAUUCCGUUCGGCGUCCUCGCCCGUCGUCACGUCGAGCACCGCAGGCUGCCGUCGAGUCCUUCAAAAUAAAGAAUUAGACUGGGAAUUUCUCUGUAACCGUCGUGCAUACUGAAACCGUCUGUCG
This is a messenger RNA of Aphanomyces invadans, 1072 nucleotides long. RefSeq lists its product as hypothetical. Gene Ontology annotation, cellular component: nucleus. The transcript is spliced from 5 exons. Gene Ontology annotation, molecular function: histone binding; poly-ADP-D-ribose binding. The record is from RefSeq and is a predicted model, not a curated record. NCBI's taxonomy places the organism in Eukaryota, Oomycota, Saprolegniomycetes, Saprolegniales, Verrucalvaceae. Gene Ontology annotation, biological process: regulation of protein ADP-ribosylation; DNA damage response. Bases 1 to 1017 code for a protein of 338 amino acids.